Ictalurus punctatus (channel catfish) is the source of this 8107-nucleotide messenger RNA. RefSeq lists its product as uncharacterized. The record is from RefSeq and is a predicted model, not a curated record. The coding region runs from base 809 to 4321 and encodes 1170 amino acids. Gene Ontology annotation, molecular function: protein binding. Lineage: Eukaryota; Metazoa; Chordata; Actinopteri; Siluriformes; Ictaluridae. The transcript is spliced from 7 exons.
UGCUGGCCUUCCAUGGACUAAACUAACAACCAUAGCUGAACAAGUGUAUAAUUCAAUGCUAUAAAUGAUCACCAUGGAUUAGCAUGUACAGUGGUAUAUGUAAUAACUCUCUUCUUCAUUGUUUUCUGUUUCUGUUUCUCUCUCUUCCUUUCUCUGCCUACUGUCUUGGGUUUGUGGUAGCAUGCUUUGCAACUGCAGGAAGUUCAGAUCUGCAUUUUGCUCAUCGAGAUGGAGAAAACAACCGAGGACUUUGGAUGGUAGGACAAUCUGAAAAAAGUCAGUUGCAGAAAGAGGCAAAGAGCCACAAGAACAGCUAAUGAAACCUGGAGAACACAACACGACAUUCCGUGGAAGAAAAAGGAGCAAAGAAACAUACUCAGGCUGAAGAUUUUCCUGGACAGCUAACUUCCAACAUAUGGAGAUAUAAAUAAGGGAGUACUAAGGAAGCUGGCUUUUUUUAAUGGUCUGUAUUUGCUGUUUACGGUUUGUACUUUGCUGGACAUUUUAUCACUUUUACCUGAACAUUACGCCAGUGCUAAAAAGCCACACCUGCACCCUGACAAACAAAUCUUUGUUUUGUUUAUGGAUUACUUAAAAAGAAUGCCACGUCGACACUUGGAAACCCUUGAUCACACUGUGCGGAUUGAAUUACAUAGCUGACGAGCUACCCACAUUCGGUAUGGACAUUUACAAAACUAUUUAUGUGAUAAAAAUAUGGAACUUGAGCAUGAAACCAAGUACUAAAAAGAACUUCAAAUAUUUCCUCACAAUCACACUGUAAUGCAUGUGCUGUUACUCACUGUAGAAAAUGGAUAUCUCUGUUGGAUCUACUCAUGUGCCUGAAUACUCUGCCUAUCAAUCAGAAUCUGCCCCGAGAGAUGGAAUUCGAGAAUCUUCAAAAUGUUCUGAAGAGCAAAACCAAAGUCAGUCACACGCAGUCCCAGCACAGUCUGCUGUUAAGUUCAAAAUCCGCUCUGCUAAGGAGAGACAGCAGUCGCUCACCAAAGCUAGUAGUUUUACGUCUACAUGUGAGACACAAAAAGCAAACAGAAGCGUCAAAGAGUGUAGAGAAGAGAUGCCCAGAGACCACACUCUUUCACCUCCAUCUCCAGAUACUGAUAUGACUGACAAAAGAAGACCAAAACUUCUGAAUCAGCUCAGCUUCACAAAAAAAGCAGAAAUGUCCAUCAGCUCUGAAACGAGCAGUACCUCUCAAAAGAAGCCAGAUUGUGUUGAGAGUCCCAGCACUAAUGUGACGGGAAGAACAGAGUGGAGACAAGCAUAUGUGGCAAACAGAAGUAAGAGCUUAGACUGGAGAGGAUCAACAAAUGAAGGAGGACAGAAGAAUCAGAUGGAAGUUAUCAGAAAUACUAAGGACCUUGAGGGGAGAUCCAUACAACGCUCUGAGAGUUUAGUGGCAAAUGAAGCAGCCAAUAGACCAAACUCUAAUGAAAUGGCCCGCCCAUUAAAGAGAGUAUCAUUACAAAUGCAACCAUUCAAAGGAACUGGUCAAAGAAAGCAGGACAGCAAUGGACUUAUUGCCUCAGCAGUAUCUGGAACUUCACCUGUAAGAACGGUGGCUCUUGCCCAGUCGUUCCCAUCCAGACUAAAAGCAAGUCAAAGCCAGGACAGCACAGAGGGAAGAAAAGGUCCCUGGCAUACUGGACAUAGUGGUACCAAGCCAGAUCAGGCAGAGCACCAUCUCAGAUCUCCAGUCACUGCAUCAAAGGUCAAUGAGAUCACUGGGAACCACAGUGUAAUGGGCAGAGAUGGUCAUAAUGUAUUAGAGGAUAAUAGUGAAGCAAGUUCAAGAGUUAUCACCUCUGCCACUUUUUCCAGUGUCCAUGACACUGAUUCAAAUUUAAAUCGCAAUAAUCCCACUAACAGGUCAUUGGAUGAACCCCCAUCCGUUUCUUCUUUCAGUAAAAUGAAGAGAGUUUCAUAUAAACCAGAAAAGUGUGGUACCUUUCCAAAAACAUCCUUCAAAAAGGAACAAAUGAACUUUACUACCUUGCCAGACACUUCAUUUGUUUUACCCAGUGGAAAAGAUAACUUGGUUACAAUGUCAACACGGUCUAAAGAGAAACCCCUUAGCCAAGAUUCGAUAUCUUUGGUCUCUAACAAUAGUAUGUGCAAUGAGAGAAGACUGACUGGGCACUCUACAGGACUAGGAACUCAUUCUUUAGACAGAUCAAGAACCAGACAUUUUACAGCUCCAAUUUCAUAUUCAGCCUAUGGGCUGAGCAAUAGCAAUAAUAUCCAAAAAAGCACUGUGAAAGAAAUAGAGAGUCAAGUAGAAACAAUGACUAGUAAUUCAAAACAGACAAAAGGAAUGGAGACAAUUCCAGGAAAACAACCACAUAGCUCACAGGAAGGAGUAAUUCUGCAGACCAAACCUCAAUCAUCCCAAACUAUGACAGCAGACAGUGAAAAACAUCAUCAAGAACAUGGGGUUGGUUUGGAGUGCGGCUCCUCUGGAAAUCCAAGCAAGAAGAGUGAGGACUUGUUAGAGAAUGUCCAAGAACCAUCCUUGGUUUCAGUGCGAAACACAAUUCACAAAUUUGAGGCGCUUGCUCUGCAAAGCCAGAGUUCAUCACGGAUUCAGCAUCCCAGAAGGGCUUUUUCAGUUACAGAAAAGCCAACAGUGGUGGCCAGUGUGACUAAGACAUAUUCACAAAGGUCAUUAGGUAUAAGGUUGGAUAACUGGAAUAGAGAAUGCUUGAGAGAGAAUCUUUUCAGUACGAGCGAAGUCAGCAAUGAGCCACUGAAUAUGCAUGAUCUAAGUGGGCCUGUCCAGAUCACAACACAAGAUAAAGAAGGGUCAGCAGUGAAAACCCAAAGUAGAGGAACUAAAAGUCAGGAGCCUGGAGUUGUGCAGACUUUGAAACUACCAGAUGAAUCUCCAUCUGACCAGAAGAAUGAGGCUAAGUUUACUAUGAUGAAUAAAGACACGGAUGAGCCAGAUUUCUCCAAAGGCAGUAAUCCUAAAUCUUUUCAAAAGCUUAAAAACAUUCAUUUAACUGAAGAAAAAGUUAGGAAUUAUGUCAGUUCUGCAAUGUCCCACAACUUCCAGAAGCCGAAUGGGAUCACUAAUGUAUCCCACUCUGAUCUUAAGGACUUCUCUCCAAAAUCAGAGAGCAAAUCUUCAUCUACCAAAGACAAAGCAUUUCUAAUGUCAGAAAGCACCCCUGUGUUACCACAUUCAGAUUCAUCUACCGCAGUAAAGUCAACACUGUUAACAGGCAACAGUGCUUAUUCUAAAUCACCAUCCAAUCUCCCGAGUGACUCAGUAGUAAUCCCUCCUAUCCAAGUCUUCUCUUCAGCAUCAGGUGAUCUCAGCAACACAAUAAAAGAUGAAAAAGUAGCUGCAAAAGUUAUUAGGUGGAUUAUGCAUAAAGGGGUUGAUGAUGAGAAUGGCGAAGACGAUGACGACGACGAUGAAGACGACGAGGGAACAGAGAGAGGAUAUGACUCUGACUCAGGGGAAUCAUCAGUAACCAUCACAAGCAACAUGAGCAAUAGAAGUUUUUCUAUGAGCCUUGUUGAGCUGCGCAGUCUCGGUGGGCUGGAGGACGAGAACUGGAUGUCCAAGCGUACAUUGUCCAUGAGCUCAGACGUUUCUGCCCUGUCCUCUGUGACACUGUUAGACAUGGAUGAGCUGGAGUGCUUAUUGAAUGAUGUCAGGGGUUUGGAUGAUGAUGAUGCCUUAGAGGACUAUGAGGAUAUGCAUGUGGUUGUCCUACAUAAGGAGGCAGGAAUUGGACUUGGCUUCACUGUGGCUGGAGGAGUGGAUCAAAAUAAACCUAUGACUGUUCACAAGGUGCUACGCAGUGGUAUAGCAGCCCAGGAGGGCUCCAUCCGUGUAGGUGACCAGGUGUUGUCUAUUAAUGGCACUGCUCUACAUAACUCCACCCACAAGGAGGCGCUGAACACUAUGAGAAAAGCAAGGGGGCGCCCCAUGGCAGUGGUUGUCAUCAGACGAGGUGAUGUCACUGAAACAUGCUAUAGCACCAAAGACAGUCCACAGAAAGCAGCUGCGAACCCAGGUAGCAGAGUGCGAGUGACUUUAAAUAAGUCCAGCUCUGACCUGGGCUUCAGUCUGGAGGGAGGAGUGGGCUCCAUCUUAGGAGACAAACCCCUCACUGUUCAGAGGCUCUUUCAGGGUGGACCAGUCGGAAAGGUUUUCCCGGGAGAUGAACUCUUGGAGAUUGAAGGUCAGCGUUUGGAGGGUUUGAGACGGCUCGAGGUCUGGCACCUGAUCAAGAGGUUGCCCCCUGGCCCUGUGGAGGUCUUACUGCAACGUCCUCACCAGUUAUACUGACAGCAUCUCCUUUGUCACCACUUCAAAUAUAGACUUAAGUGCUGUAUUCAGAGUUGAGUUAAGUGUGCAGAGUUAUGAGUUAAUAACAGAAUUGCACACACUAGUAUUCAGACCUCAGAAUUACCUUCAGACUUAAGUGCUACUCGGACAGUGAGUGAGCAUGGUUGCCAAAAACAAAGGCAUGUCAAAGUUGUUCACGAUUCUGACCUUAAAUGUAAGUGAAUUUUUGUUGCAAGAUAUCCAGUGAAGAGUUCUAUUAUAACCCACACCAUAGCGUGCUGUCUGAUGUAACCACUAUAUUUUUGACAGUAAUGUUUGAGCUAAUGUAAAUACACACAAAACGAUGCUGAACUGCAGGCAGUUUCAACAGUAAGCACCUGCAUAGCAGAAGUGUGAAUAUGUAUAAUGUUCUGUGUAAAUAUUGACAUAACUUUCGAGUUUCUGAAGUCGCUACACACAGCCCUACGAGAAGAAAAUAUAUUAGCUCUAUAACAAGUUUGUAUUAAGCUUGUUAUACAAUUACCGAUUGGUUUCUGACUAAUCUUUCAGUCCUAUGUGUAUCGAAUGCACUGUUCCUAAAAGGAUUAAGUCAUUUUGGAAUAUUAAAAAUGUAAUCAUAUUUCUAUAUACACAUACAAUGGCAUGAUGGCAUGCGUCCAGAGGAUUACAAUAUAUAUAGCAUACAGUACAUCAUGUUUAAAAUAACUACAGUGGGUAUAAAAAGUCGACACACCCCUGUUAAAAUGGCAGGUUUGUGUGAUGUAAAACGAGAAACAUUCUCAGAACCUAUUCUACCUAAAAUUUAGAACCUAUUCUAAAUUUUAACCUAAAACAAUAUGAAUCAUUUUAGGGGGAAAACAAUAAAAAAUAAAAAAAACUUCCAAUGCCCAGCUUGCAUAAGUGUGUACACCCUUUUAUAAUUGGGAAAGUGGCAGUGUUCUGAAUGAACCAAUCCUAUUCAAACUCAUGUUAAAUACUAAUUAGUAUACACCUGCCAUCAGUUAAAGUGACUGAUUAAUCCCAAAUAAAGUAUAGCUGUUCCUGUAAGAUUUUCCUGACAUCUUCUUGGUGACUUCCAACUGGGAAAGCCAUGGGCCACAAAGAGAUCAAAGCAGGUACUGGAUCUCAUUGUUGGAAAAUAUCAAUCAGGAGAGGGUUAGAAAACAAUUUCCAAGGCAUUAGAUACACUAUGGAACACUGUAAAGACAAUAAUCAGCAAGUGGAGAAAACAUGACAUGACAGUGACACUAUUAAGAACAGGCUGUCCCUCUAAAAUUGAUGAGAAGAUCAGGAGAAAACUGGUCAUGGAGGCUGCCAAGAGACCUACAGAGACAUUAAAAGAAUUGCAGCAGUUUCUGGAAAGUACUGGUUGCUCCGUACAUGUGACAACAAUCUCCCGAAUUCUUCAUAUCUCUGGACUUUUUUAACCAAAAAAUAAAUAAAAAAUACAUCAAAUCUCCCCAAAUCAUGUGGAAUAAUGUGUUAUGGUCUAAUGAGACCAAAGUUUUACUUUUUGCCACAAUACCAAAAUAUAUGUUUGGCACAAAAAACAACAACAACAACAAAAAUAGAACACCAUCCCCACGGGGAAGCAUGGUGGUGGCAGCAUCAUACUUUAGAGCUGUUUUUCUUCAGCUGAAACUGGGGCUUUAAUCAGGGUGGAGGGAAUAAUGAAUAGCUCCAAAUACAAAUUUAAGACUUCUGCUACAGCACUUAAGAUGAAGAAGAAUUUCACUUUUCGGCAUGACAAGGAACCAAAGGAAAUCUCCAGAUCGACAAACGAAUGGCUUCACUAAAACAAGUUCAAGUUUUUGGAAUGGCCUGGCUAGAGUCCAGAUCUAAAUCUAAUGUAAAUCUGUGUGGUGACUUGAAGAGGUCUGUGCACAGGAGAUACCCAGCCAAUCUGACAGAAUUAGAAUGCUUUUACAAGGAAGGACUCAAGAUGUUCCAAACUGAUUGACUCUUACCCCAAAAGAUUGAAUGCUGUGAUAAAAUCUAAAGGUACUUCGACUAAGUAUUAGUUUUUGGGUGUGCACACAGGUUAUUGUACAUUUUUUAUUUUUUCCGCCUUAUUGUUUUUCACUUUAAUUAAUAGGUUCAAAUUUCACAAAAAGGUAUAAAAGGUUCUGACAUGAUUUAUUUUGGUUUCCUUUUUUUUUUUUCAUCACAAAAAUCUGACAUUUUAACAGGGUUGUGUACACUUUUUAUAUCCACUGUAAGUCCUAGUUUACAGUGUGGCCUAGGUCUUAUGUCUUAUAUUAUGCUUAUAAAAUGCUUAUAUUUAACAUUCUUAUUAAAUAUUAAACUUAAAUUGUCCUUUAUAUAAUGACUAUCAUAUCUAUUAUAUGACAGGCUGUUUUGAUCUCAUAAUGAGAAUUAAUAAAUAACUAUAUUGCACUGCAAUGUUCUUGGAAACAUUUUACAGCAGACAAUUGCUAAUACAGAUUACUACACAAUCCCCUUUGAUCAGAAUUUUGGCUGUCAUUUCCUCAUAUUUACAUCAAGAUCUACAACUAAACAGCUUAAAACAUGGCACGUUUGGUAGCAGACCACCCAAUUUUUAGGUGAGGAAAAGUAUAGGAACAGAUAGUCUUAAUGUAAGUUAAAGUAAAUAACACUUAAUAUUUGGUCACAUAUCCCUUGCUUGCAAUAACUGCAUCAAACCGGUGAUCCACUGACAUCACCAGACUGUUGCUUUUUUAUUUUGUAUUGCUUUUCCAGGCUUUUACAGAGGACUGUAUGUCUCAGUGGAUAUCAGCAGUGCUGCAUAAAAUAUACAAUAGUUUAAAAUUGUAUUAAAAUUAAAGAUACUUUGAUUCUAGUUCAUCCCCAGAUCUCUCUAAAGCUGCUGGUGCUUCCAUACGUCCAUUCCUCACUUCCAUUAAGCCGCCUUAAAAGUUUCUACAUUUUGUUCUGUUAUAACCUGGAAUUCAAAAGGACUUAAUUGUUUUUUUGGGGGUUUUUUAACCUAACAUUCAAAGGUGCAAAAUAUUUUUUAUUGUGACACAAAGGUUACUUAAACAAAAAAGCAGACAUUUGUUGAUUUCAUAAGUAUUGACGACUAUGGGGCAUUACUUGGUAGAGCCUACUUUUACAAUUGCAGUUGCAAGUCUUCUGGCAUAUGUCUCUCCCAGAUUGGUGGGAGAUCGUUAUGAACAGCAAUUUUGAAGUCUUGCUACAGAUUCUUAGAUGGAUAUGGAUUGAGGUCUGGGGCAGUGUUGCCAACACUUAUAAAUAAGCAACUACAACUUCAAAAACAAGCCCAAUAUAAUUCUAGCCUGUUAUGGCCUCAGCAACAUAUUAAACUGAAACCACUUUUUUGAGUUUGAAAAGCAAGAACAAUUUAUUUAACAAAAAAUCAUCAAACUGUAACUGAUCACCUGCGAACAAGCAACCAUAUUUUUUAAAACAAGCCCAAAAAAUGAAACCCACGACCAGUGUUUUUUUUUUUUUUUUUUUUUUCAAGCAACGUCAAAAAAAAAAAAGUAGCCGAAAGUCACAUAUUAUAAGCGGACUUGGCAACUCUGGUCUGGGGCAUUCUAAUUCAGGUUCUUUGUUUUGAACCACUUCAGGGUAGCUUUGGCAGUAAGGCAGGGCUUUGUACAUACAAAGGUAAAUGUAAGGAAAUGCUUUGAGACUGACAUUGAAGGCGGAAUAUCUUUAUAUAGACAGGUUACCAACAUAUGCUAAUGGUCCCCUAAACCCUAAAAGUCAAUUUGCUGAGAUGGAAUAAAGCAUUUUUGUCAAAAAUUGAACUUUACUGGGGAAUAAAAUACAUGCGCUGUA